Molecule: messenger RNA, 6849 nt
Organism: Haplochromis burtoni (Burton's mouthbrooder)
Lineage: Eukaryota; Metazoa; Chordata; Actinopteri; Cichliformes; Cichlidae
Gene: plekha6
Product: pleckstrin homology domain containing, family A member 6
Exons: 17
Coding region: 2173-4545 (790 amino acids)
Source: RefSeq, a predicted model, not a curated record
ACACACACACACACACACACACACACACAGAGACAUUGGUCACAUUGUGUUUUCAGAGGCAGUAUGCUUUAAAAUUAGAACCGCAAAUGAAAAGGAGUUAUGAAAAAUGUGUCCAAACUAAAUCUACAUCCCAGAAUUUAAAUCGGACUGACAGAUAUGAGUUUCUUGAAAUAUGAAGAAUUACCUGUGUAGCGAAAAUGGAUUGAUUAUGUCAUUAUUUGAAAUAACUACAGUACUAGAUAAAGCAAUUAUUAAUAUUUGGUAGAUAUUUAAAGCAUUGUGAUCCAUAGUGCACAGUGUGUUGAAGCUAGAGUAUAGUGCAGCAUUUUAUAAAGAGCAGUGACUGGUGGCUUUUGUCACAGCUAAUCUUUUUGUGAUUAGCUCCCCUCUGUGUUUUUUUCCUCCCACUUUCAUCUACACACAUGAGGGCUUUGUCUUUUUGUUUUAUUUGGAAAUGCAGUUGGUAACAACAUUAAUAUCCCAAAAGUUGUUUCUGUUCAUCUGGACGUAGCGUUUUCAGUGGGAGAAACAUUUUGUCACUCAUCCAAGUGACUGUGGUUUCCAAAAUUAUAAACAGUACAUUUGCAUAAUGACUGAAACCAGCCCACUGAAUGAUUCAUGGUCUGGUAGGUCAGUUCUUGAUCAUUAUUAUGCAAAUUGGCAUGGCCAUUGAUCAACAACAACUGAUCAAUGGCCAUGAGUACCAUUCGCAGAGAGUUGGGGAAUGGGUGCAAACACAGCAUUGUAAGAUAGUGAACAAUACAGCAUUAAUAUUUUAUGUCUUACUCUGAUUUAGAACUUCCCUGCCUGCAAGGAAUGCACUAUUAUCUCUGUUGCACUGAACUGCAUGCCAUUUUUUCAGUUAUUGUGUGUGAAUGUGUGUAUGAAUGGGUGGAUGACUGGAUAUGCAAAGCGCUUCUGGGUCCUUAGGGACUAAUAAAGCGCUAUAUAAAUACAGGCCAUUUACCAUUUAUUAUCUGCAUGUCAUCUCUAUUCUUCAUCCUGGUUUAGUUCAUAAAGUUUCACUUUCACCUCAAGAGAACAUGUAAGGAUUCUGGCAUGCUACUUAGCAAAGCUAAUCAGAAACUAUACCCAGGAUAAUACUGAGCUAUUAGCACUUUGGACUAGUUUGCAUUCUAAUUUUAUUAUUAAACAAAACCACACUCUGGGAAUAUGAUGGCACCACUCACCCACGAGCGUUUCAGAAUAAAAAAAAGAAAAAAAAGCCCCUUUAUUUUAUAAUUUAUAAAAGCCAGCUACCAAUACUAAUGCGCUUUUAUUAUUAAAUAUAUUAUUACAUUUAUAGAAAAAUAAUAAGUGUCAAAAUUACUGCCUGCAGGAUAGUAGUUUGUGUCACAAUCUGGUUGUAGGAACUCAGGUGUUAGAUGUCUCCAAAAAACAGUUUAUUUACAGCACCAGUGCACAGUAUAUCCAGUGAAGGGAAUCCAAAACUCCAGGAAAUCACAGGGUAGCUCUCUCACACUCGCUCACGUCUUCUUCCCACACUCACACACGCUCACACGGCAGGGAGGUCACAGGUCCGGGGAGGAAGGUCUGAAGCAGGAGAGAAGGAAAGAGAAGAAACUAAUCGCGAAUCUCGAAUUACUAAGCACAAGUUCACAGGAGCUGCGAGAAACACUAACAUCAGUAGUACAAUCAUCCAGUGACAAGAGGAAUUGUGUUCCAGCCUCAAAUAGUGCUCCCGGUGAUGACAGGUGAUUGUUGUCAGGUGUGUGGGUCAAGGGCGGGAGCCCACAGUGAGCUCCGCCCAGGCAGAGAGGGAGAGAGAGAGAGAGAACCAAAACAGCACAUGUAGCUUUGUGGGGCCGGCCGGGCAGGCACGGAGACCAUGACAGUUUGAGACUGAGUUGAAUGUGUUGCAUCUCUUUGUUUCACUCUGCAGGUGUGGAAGGAAGAGGAGAAAAGUGAAAAAGGCAAUUUAAAGCGUUUAUUUGAUUUUGCAUUCAGGUGGAGCAUGUCGGGACCAGGACAUACUAUUUCAGCACAGACAGCUAUGCAGAACAGGAAGAGUGGAUCAGAGCCCUGAGUGAUGCUGCUGAGGUCACUAGUCAACCAAGAAACAGGAAACACCAAGAUUUUAUCAACCACAGCAUAGAGACAAAGCCUCAUAACUCACAAACACAACACUUAUGCUCUCACAUAAAUAAUAGAAUGGAAGGGAAAAGUGAAGAAGCUGAAGGGGGAAGAACAACUCCUCCUCCUAGUGCCAUGACCCUCAACAGCAUUAGUAAACCCCCUCCAUCCAACAGCCACAAUGGACAUCAACCAGCUGAGGGACAUGAAGAGCCAGGUGUUGGUUUAUCAUAUGAGCCCAGGGAACAACAGGAGAAUGUGGUGCUGAGGAGAGGUUUUGUCCCAAGGACAGCUCCAGAGAGGUUGGCCCAAAGAAAGUGUUCAAUGGCUCAACUGCAACAGUGGGUCAACCAGCGGCGGGGCAUGGCCUCGCAAGAAGACAUCAACAGGCCACCCUCUUACUAUUCUGUGAACCAAGAAGUCUCAGCUGGCUACUAUAACUUUGUGGACGAAUACUCUUUGUACCUACCAGGGGUCCGACCAGACAGCAUCUGCUCUAUGUCUGCUGUGGGGGGCUAUGACAGACUAUGGACUAUUGAGCAAAAGCGACACUCUCUGAGGGAUGAACCCCACCGGUUGUACAGGAAACAGAUGCCCCAAGACCAAUGGGGGCCACAGUACUAUGGUGGAAUGGAAACAUCCAUGAGGAGCCUGUUUAUUCAGCCACGCUCCAAGUCUGUGCCCAGAUCACCAUCCUCAUCAUCGAGGCGGCCCUAUUCACCAGCGUCAUGCACCUAUGCCUCACCUGCUCGAUCACUAUCCAAUGGUUUUGACCGGUUUUCAGGGAGGAUGAAUGAAGAUGCAAUCUAUCCACCAGUCUACAGUCUGAGAAGAUCUUUCAGCUCCCCAAAGUAUAACUACCAUGGUGAAAGGAGAUCAUUAAACCAAGGAUUAUACCACCACAACUACCCUGUUUCCCCUUCUGUUCACAGUAAAAUGGAGGAUAUAUUAGAUUUUCAGCUCCAGCGCAACCUGGAUUACCUAGAUCAACAGGUGCCUCCUUUCCAGGAUAUAAACUACAGAGAACUGCAUCCUACACUGAAACUCAAUGAGAUCGAAACCAGUAAGCUCUUGGGGCGAUUAUGUGAGCAGAACCAGAUUUUGAAAGACCAUGAGGCAGUUGUCCACAGACUGAGAAUGAAUAAGGACAGCCUAGAGGAAGCACUGUUGGCUACUCAUCAGGAAAUGGAGAUAUACCAUAACCAGCCUUUAAUCAUGGAAAAGCUGCAGUUCAAAAAGGAAACCCAGCAGAACCAGCUGAUUAACAUCAGAGGGGAGCUCUCCCAGGCCUCCAGUGCUUUAACAACUGCUUGCAUGGAGUUUGAAGCAUUAGAGGAUGAGGCCAAUGCCAUCCAUGGAGACCUGUGGGAGCAGCUUAAUGCUGGAGGACAGAGUGAAUUAGUUCGGCGGCACAUCCAAAAAGAGUUUUGGAGAGUCCAGGAUGUAUUAGAAGGUCUACAAAAGAACAGCUUAUCCAGAGGCAUAAAAACAGCCAAGGGUAGAGUUGACAGUGGUGCAUCAGGGUCCUUUACCACCAAUAGUCCAGCAAGCCCACUGAGCUCAGUAAGCCUUACCAGUCCGCUGAGCCCCUACUCCCCAGUGCCUGUUUGCCAGGCUUCUCCAACCAAGGAGUUGGGUCUGAAGGAAAGUGUUCCCCCUAGGCCUCCCCUUCCCAAAUCCUAUUACCCAUUGGAUCCCUCCUAUACCUUUCCUCCCUCCAUCCCUCCCCUGCCUUUUGACAGCACGACCUGGCCACACAGCUUCGGCAUCGAUGUUGAUUACCUUGGUGGUGAAGAUUCUGACUUCAGAAAGCCCAAGUUUGGAGAAUCGAACAAUAUCAGUGAUGUUCAGGAGCAGGCCCAGGACAGGCAGUCCGCCAUGAAUAAAGUUGGCAUUGUUCCUCCUAGAACCAAAUCCCCCACUGAUGAAUCACAGAGGAACUUUACUGAAGUUCAUCGCCGUAACAGCAGAGUGCUUAAUGGAGUCUCCAGGGAGCGCCCAAAAAGUGCUGCUUUUCCCACAGAAAUUAAGAUGAAGAUGAGUGUGGAGGAACAAAAUGAGCGACUUCGUCGCAACCAGUGCAGUUCUAUGAGGGACAAAAGGAGAAGCCUAAACCUGUCAGGAGGCCAGUCUCCAGCCAAUUACAAAGUGGUCCGUAGGCGGCUGACAGCUCAUGAGAUUGACAUCAAAGACUUAGAGAAGGCAGUUCGAGGACAGGGGCAAGAGUCACCAGAGGAAGAAAUUGCUCGUCUGAGACGUUUACAGAUUGAACCAGAGCAUUACAACAUCAGCAAAGAGAUGGCUCCUGACAAGGUUCUGAUCCCUGAACGCUACCUGGAUGUGGAGAAUAACACUCUCUUGAGCCCAGAGGAGCAGAAGGAGAAGCAGAAGAAGCUAGAACGAAUCAAGACCCUUAUUGCCAAAUCAAAGUACAGUUUUAACUUCCUUUAAAUUUCUAGCAAAAGUCUGUUUAUUUAAAGCUGUACACAUUUUUAAAUUUGUAACAUCUUUUACCUCUUCAUUUAUAAUAAAAGGAGAUGAUAUUCAAAAGAGAACUGUGGUUAGAAAAACAAAUUUGUUGUCACGAGUUGCUGAGUGGCAGGCAGGAUAUCGGACCCAAAAGCAGACUUCACAGAGGCAAAAAUGCAAACUCAAAAAGCAGCUUUAUUGCUGACUCAAGGGAAAAAACAUACAAUACUACACUGGGAUAAUAUAAACAAAAGUCACGGAGAAUCACAGAGUGAAACGCACACAGCAUGAGGGAGAUGUGGACACAAUACAGAGAAAGAUAACAAGUGACGUGGGAGCACACGGGGAACACAGCUGAGACAAAUAAUCAUAACGAGACAGGCAGGAGCAAACACAACAUGAUGUACACUGACGGGAGACUAUCAAAGUAAAACAGGAAGUACACAGAGGGGGAGAGAGAACACAGAGGAGCAUGGGGGAGAGCACAGACUGGGCUGGGGAAACAUGAUGAAAUAAAACACAACCAGUGUUGGGGAGUCACAGAGUACAUGUACCGGCAUUAUGUAUUUAAAAUACAAAAUAUGGGUAACUGUAUUCCGUUACAGUUACCAUUUAAAAAGGUGGUAUUUAGAAUACAGUUACGUUGUUGAAAUAAAUGUAUUACACAGCGAUCUUUUACUGUUUCAUAUGUUAGGCUAUGCUCUCUCUAUUUUUGGUAAUUCCACGCCGGUGGAAACCCAAUCAAAACACACAUCAAGAGGCUCUAAAGCCUGUGUCUCAAUCCCACGGCCUAUGACAGCUCUACUUGCGGUCCGCAUAAUGACAUAAAGAAAUAUUUUUAAAAAUUAUUGUUCAAAAAAUUAUUUAAUUUGAAGGCAAUAGGCAGAGUGUGACAGGCAUAGCCCUGAAGAAUGUAGCCUCAUGGGCAGUGUAGCCCAGUUGUAAGUAAGCUAUUAAGACUCGACUGUACGCUGUGUUCGUGUUUUCCUCCGAAACAAUAAGCUCCGUUGAAGCAGCCUUUCUACGCCUCUCUCUGUCUCUCGCUAGCAAAGUGACCCAGAGAACAAAGUAAAGCUAGUUUUUGGCUAAGAGCCUGACACAAACCCGAUGUAUUAGCCAGAGGUCCCUUUAAUAUGGUUGGGAGCCGCGGACCUAUUUUAUAUACGCGUGUAACAGAACGUAACGUAACAGAAUACCUUACAAAAUACAUUUUAGGGCAUGCAAUCUGUAAUCUGUAGUGGAAUACAUUUUAAAAGUAACCUUCCCAACACUGAACACAAGGAGGGGAAACAAGGGUCAAGCACUCACACAAUUAAAUAAACACCGAUGCACAGAGGGAGACACAAAGUACAAAGGUUAACACAGAAUAAACUCAGGAUACCACAAAGAAUCAUAAACCAUAAUACAACAGGUCAUAAAAACAUAAAAUGCUGGGUCAAAAGGACCCAGAACCAUGAUAUUUGUAAGAAUAAGGAAUACUUUAUAUACCCCAAAAUUUGAAGAAUUACUAUGUCCCAGGUCUAAAAACAUAUAAAGCAAUGUACCUAAAAUAAAUACAAUAUCCAUUAAGGAACCCAAACUGACAAUACAAAAGCUGAAAAGGGAAACCUUUCAGUUUUAACAGUGUGACUCUUUUACAUUGACUCAAUUUAUCAGACUAGGAUUUACUGUAUAUAAUGAAAUGAAACUGACACAUAACUAAGCAUACUUGUCAGUACAAACUGUGAGGGGUGGCAAAAUGACAGACUUUCACAAAAAAGAAAACAUUCCAGUGAAAUUUAAAGUAGUGAAGCAACUUCUUUACUCGAGUAAAAGUGAGAAAGUACAGGCUCUGAAAUGUACUCAAAGUAAGAAAGUAAAAAGUAGCUCCUUAAUGAACAAUUCUGUCAGCUAUUUUUGUGCAAACUUAAACUAAACCUUGUGCUAAAAUAAUAAUAAUAAUAAUAAUAAUAAUAAUUUUAGUACAUGAGAAUGUUAUUCCAGUCUAAAUUCUAAUUCUAAUGAAUGUGACAUUACAAAAAAAGCUUUAAAUUUGCAGUUUAUCAAGUAUCACUGAGCAAUCGUUUGUCAGGGCUCUGUGUGCGGGCAGGCGGAGAGGAGGAUCCAAGCGCAGGACUCGAACACAGAAUUGUAAAUCAAAACCUCAGCUUUAUUGCUGACAUGAAAACCAAACGUGAAGUGACGUGAACACAGAAACCAAAAAACACACAGGCAUAAUCUGAGGGUACGACGCGACACUGGGUUGAGGACAACACAGGGCUAAUAUACACAGGGUGGUAAUCAGGG